AUGGAGGUUUCAGAAAUGCCACCGGAAAAGGUUUCCUAUGUAUUCCCGGAAAAGUCUAAAGUUUUGUCACCGAAAAAGUUGUCACCGAGAAAGUCUAUAGUGGAAAAGGUGUUUGGAGUAUCGAAUUCAGGGAGUGGAAGUUUCAAGAAGCGUAGUGAAAGUAAGGGUUCCUUAAAUGAAGAUAACGAAGGUGGCGUGGAACUCAUGGAGAUUGGAGGACAAAGAACAAAAAAUGUGUUGAUUCUCAUGAGUGAUACUGGUGGUGGACAUAGAGCUUCUGCUGAAGCUAUUCGUGAUGCUUUUCAAAUUGAAUAUGGUGAUGAAUACAAGAUAUUUGUUAAAGAUGUUUGGAAGGAGUAUACAGGGUGGCCAUUGAAUGAUAUGGAGGGUCAAUAUAAAUUCAUGGUUAAGCAUGUUCAGUUAUGGAAGGUUGCGUUUCAUAGCACUUCUCCCAAAUGGAUCCACUCUGUCUACUUGGCUGCCGUUGCCGCCUACUACGCCAGAGAGGUGGAGGCGGGGUUGAUGGAAUACAAGCCAGAUAUUAUAAUUAGUGUUCAUCCCUUGAUGCAACAUAUUCCACUAUGGGUUCUGAAAUGGCAAGGUUUGGAAAAGAAAGUUGUUUUUGUCACUGUUAUCACAGAUCUUAGUACCUGCCAUCCUACUUGGUUUCAUCCUUGGGUGAAUAGAUGUUACUGCUCUUCGCAAGAAGUGGCGGAUAAAGCCUUACAAGAGGGACUUUUAGAAUCUCAAACCCGAAUAUAUGGCUUGCCUAUAAGACCUUCUUUCGCUCGCGCAGUUCUUAUUAAGGCUCAACUAAGAGAAGAACUUGAGAUGGAUCCUGACUUGCCGGCAGUUUUGCUGAUGGGAGGUGGGGAAGGAAUGGGUCCUGUCAAGAAAACCGCAAAGGCUCUUGCAGAAUCACUUUAUGAUAAAGAAACUGAGAAACCAAUCGGGCAGAUUGUAGUCAUUUGUGGUCGAAAUAAGAGUUUAGUAGCUUCCGUGGAAGCUAUCGAAUGGAAAAUUCCAGUAAAGGUUAGAGGAUUUGAGACGAUAAUGGCCAAAUGGAUGGGAGCAUGUGACUGCAUCAUAACGAAAGCUGGACCAGGUACAAUUGCAGAAGCAUUGAUCAGAGGUCUUCCUAUCAUCCUCAAUGACUAUAUUCCCGGACAGGAAAAGGGUAAUGUGCCUUAUGUGGUAAACAAUGGAGCUGGUGUCUUCACGCGUAGUGCUAAAGAAACAGCGCGAAUUGUGGCUGAAUGGUUCAGUACAAAACAAGAUGAUCUAAAGAAAAUGUCAGAGAAUGCACUUAAACUAGCAAAUCCAGAGGCCGUGUUUGAGAUCGUGAGGGACAUUCAUGAACUUGCAAAGCAACGGGAGCCAGGAGUCUUUCCUUACAUGUUGACCUCGUCAUUUACUAGCUUAAUCUAA
Lathyrus sativus (Indian pea) is the source of this 1428-nucleotide messenger RNA. The record is from the annotation of a GenBank genome assembly. Lineage: Eukaryota; Viridiplantae; Streptophyta; Magnoliopsida; Fabales; Fabaceae.